UGAGUGAUAAAAUAAACAAGUAAGAGUAGUGUAUCUUGUAUCAUGAUGAUGACUAAAUUCUUCAAACUAAGACUAUUAGCUUGCAGCAGAAAACUAGAAGUUGAGAACUGAAUUUCGGCAAGAAAUAAAGCUGAAACGGGAGAGAAGAUGGCUAUACUUACGGAAAGAUUCUACCAGGUUGGUAAUACCUUUGUUGGUCUUCAGUCAUUCCCUGUUAUGGUCAUAUACCUCAUCCUCAUCGCUCUUUCACCGCUCUACCAAAGAAUGACCAAGCCGUACUCUCUCAAACAAAUCAUGGUAGUGUAUAACUAUACUUGUAGUUUCAUCAGUGGCUGUACUCUGCUGGGAUUCAUCACUGGAAUGGUCAAGUCAGGAUCCAUCUUUAGGAAAGAAGGAAAUGAUGUACUAGAAUACAGUUACUUCAUGUACUGGUGCACCAAGAACAUUGAGCUCCUUGAUACGAUGUUCAUGAUCCUGCGCCACAAGCGUCGUCAGAUCUCUUUCCUCCACGUCUACCACCACGCCAGCAUGGUCCUCCUCACAGACUUCGCCUACCACUACUCUCCCUGGGCCGGAAUUGCUUUCGGCCUCUCCAUCAACUCGUUCGUCCACGUCUGUCUCUACUACUACUACGGCUACACGGCCCAGAAGACACUGCCUGGUGCUCCGACCUGGAAGCGCCACAUCACCGAGCUCCAGAUCACUCAGUUCCUGAUAGGUUUGAUUCAUAAUACUAUAGGCUACCUCCAUCAUGGUUUCUGUGUGUAUUCGAUGUUCUACGGUGUUAGCAUGCUCUAUUUGUUCUCAUCUUUCUAUUACAAUGCCUUUUUACGUAAACGCAAAGGAGAGUAGAGAGAUUAAUUUGUACCUAAGAUAAAUAGUUAAACCAAUUCCAAAUCAACUCACACUGCAAUAACUCCGGUGCUGAUUUAACACCAGCCUGGAAUCUAUAUGUGUCCACACCAGAGAAAUAUUGAAACAACACCAGUUUGGAAUCAUACUGAUGCUGUUUUAAUACUAAUUGGUGUUGUACAGUAUAAACACCUAACUGGUGUUAAUUACCGAAAUGAAACUGGUGUUGUUUAACACUUCUCUGGUGUGGACAUAUAUAGAUUCCGGGCUGGUGUUAAAUCAACACCAGAGUUUUUUGCAGUGCACAGAAGAAAUAAAACCAUAGGGUAACCUUACUCCAAACAUUCCCAUGGCAGUCUUGGUGUUUGGACUUAGGCAUCUAAAGUUCGUACAUUGCAAUCAGUGUUGUCACAAGUAAGUUUCCAGUGAUGGAAAUUUCAUGGUGUGAUGCGCCCACUGCAUGCACAUUCUAUCUCACUGAAUCUGGCAGCAUGGGUAUAAAUUUGUGAUCACGGCUCGUGGAGUAAAUGAUUGCUCUUCAAUUGGGGUUGAUGUUACAUUAAGUGCCAGUAUAAAGGAUAUUUGAAUGGUGAAAGUUUUAAAAAUACUACUUGCGAUAUUAACUCUGUUCUAAUUACAUUAAUUCAUCUGUGACCCACUGCCUUCACUAAGUGCAUUAUUCCUUUGUUUGGUUACAGGAACGAUAGGUUACAUUAUGGAACAGGCCCGUAUUCUGAAGUUAGGUUUAAUAUAGACCAUAGUCUAACUCUGAGCUAAAAUUAUGGGGAGCCACAAACUACAAAAAUCUGCCUAUAUUGUAUAUUUUUCUUUUAUUUACUAUUUUGUUUCCCUUUGCUUUCAUUAUGAAGAAAAUAUUUCACUUAUCAUUCUAAGACAGUUAUAAAAGUAUUUGAGUGUCAUUACUUAGAGCUAAUACAUUGAACAUCUGCUAAGAGAGAUUUGUGUUCCAAUUGGCUCUCCAUAGUUAAACCACAACUUUAAACCAGGGUUCAGUUUAAUGAUAAAUUCCAGUUGUGGUAA
Lytechinus variegatus (green sea urchin) is the source of this 1893-nucleotide messenger RNA. Its product is annotated as elongation of very long chain fatty acids protein 5-like. Bases 148 to 852 code for a protein of 234 amino acids. The transcript has 4 exons. The record is from RefSeq and is a predicted model, not a curated record. NCBI's taxonomy places the organism in Eukaryota, Metazoa, Echinodermata, Echinoidea, Temnopleuroida, Toxopneustidae. Gene Ontology annotation, biological process: very long-chain fatty acid biosynthetic process; sphingolipid biosynthetic process; fatty acid elongation, polyunsaturated fatty acid. Gene Ontology annotation, molecular function: fatty acid elongase activity. Gene Ontology annotation, cellular component: endoplasmic reticulum membrane.